AUGGCGCAGGACACCUACUGGGGCUCCUUUGAGGAGAUCUCCAAGUACAAUGUGCAGCUCAACUACCUCGAGAAGAUGUGGAUGGCCUGGUACGCAUGGAUGGGCAACGAUGUCCUAGCGACAGGCAUCAUGUCCUUUGUCUUCCACGAGCUCUUCUACUUUGGACGCGCGCUUCCUUGGAUCAUCAUCGACUGCAUACCCUUCUUCAACCGAUACAAGCUCCAACACCAAAAAAUCCCCACCACUUGGGAACAAACACAAUGCGCCGCCCUCGUCCUCCUGUCCCACUUCACCGUCGAGCUUCCCCAGAUCUGGAUGUUCCACCCCAUGUGCCAAUACUUCGGCCUCCAGACCUCCGUUCCCUUCCCCAGCAUCUACAAGAUGGCCUACCAGAUUGCCAUCUUCUUCGUCUUCGAGGACGCAUGGCACUACUGGAUGCACCGCGCCAUGCACGCCAGCUCCUUCCUCUACAAGAACAUCCACAAGAUCCACCACCAAUACUCUGCUCCCUUCGGUCUGGCCGCCGAGUACGCCUCGCCCAUUGAAGUCAUGAUCCUCGGCUUCGGUACUGUCGGAGUCCCAAUCGUCUUCUGCGCCAUCACCAAGGACCUCCACAUCUUGACCAUGUACGCUUGGAUCUGCCUCCGUGUGUUCCAGGCCAUCGACGCGCACAGCGGCUACGAGUUCCCAUGGAGUCUGCACCACUUCCUGCCUUUCUGGGCCGGCGCUGAGCACCACGACGUUCACCACGAGAAGUUCAUUGGCAACUACGCCAGCAGCUUCAGGUGGUGGGACCUGCUCUUCGACACCGAGGCCGGUGCCGAGGCUUCCAAGAAGCGCCGCGAGCGCAAGAUGGCCGCUGCCAAGCUUAAGAAGGCCAACUGA
This is a messenger RNA of Alternaria novae-zelandiae, 885 nucleotides long. RefSeq lists its product as uncharacterized. The coding region runs from base 1 to 885 and encodes 294 amino acids. NCBI's taxonomy places the organism in Eukaryota, Fungi, Ascomycota, Dothideomycetes, Pleosporales, Pleosporaceae. The transcript is spliced from 2 exons. Gene Ontology annotation, molecular function: iron ion binding; C-4 methylsterol oxidase activity. The record is from RefSeq and is a predicted model, not a curated record. Gene Ontology annotation, biological process: ergosterol biosynthetic process.